AUUUCAAUAUUUCAGGUUGAAUAAUGCAUAUUGCUUUAUGUGUGGGAUUCCAAUGAAGUUUUUGGCUUAUAAUUGCUCAGUCUGGUCUAUUUGGAUGUUUGAAGCUUUAUGCUAUAAGUUGCUUUGAUCGUGCUUUCCAUUCUUUGCAUUUCUUUUUUUUAAUUAUUAACCUUUCUUUAAAUGUUUUGCAACUCUUCUCAUAGGUUUCUAUGCAUGAAUCUAGCUCCAUUGUCUCGUUUAACCUGAAAAGACCAGAUGGCUCUUGGUUUGGAUAUCGGGAGGUGGAAAACUUGGCAUCUUUAUAUGCGAUUCAGUUACGGUUUUGUUUUAGACUGGAUGCUUUUGCAAUCUUGGUGCUUGCAAAAUAUCUUGGCUUGUCUCACUCAAAUCUUCUUUUUAACUUAGAGGCUGGGCAUGUUUGCUGGGAUGACAAUGAUGUAAUAAAUGGAAAACCAACUAGAGCAGUUAGAGUAUGGUUACAUGUCUACUUAUGAAGUUGAUAAGGUAGUUAUUUUUUAAUUUUUUGGUUACCUUUUGAAUUCUGCCCUUUAUUUCUAUUCUAGAAAAAAUAGAUGAACUUUUUUUCUUCUUUUUAUUGUAUUCAUGCAUCAGCUGUCAAGUGAAAUAUAACACAGAAGCUGAACUUGUGUUUAGUCUGUUGAUUUCCAUAGAUAAUAACAUGUUGAGAUAUAUUUGGUGCUUGUUUCUGUUGUUCUGUUUGAUGGUAUUUACUGACUGUUGCUUUUCCUCCGGACAGAAAUUUAUUGAUUUUAUAAUAAGUUCCUUUGUAUCCAUGCCAAGAGAGUUCGAGAAAGGGUACCUACUCAGAUCAAAGUCAAUUCAAUGUGUAAUUGAAGGUUAUUCAGUGUUUUGGUUCAUUUUUAUUGCCAAGGAAAUGAAAACUAUUUGUUAGAUUUUCAAGUUCUCAUUUGCUUGAUUGGCAAAUCAUUCCUCUGUUAAGUAAUU
This is a messenger RNA of Hibiscus syriacus, 966 nucleotides long. RefSeq names its product molybdenum cofactor sulfurase-like. Bases 210 to 494 code for a protein of 94 amino acids. The record is from RefSeq and is a predicted model, not a curated record. Lineage: Eukaryota; Viridiplantae; Streptophyta; Magnoliopsida; Malvales; Malvaceae. The transcript has 3 exons.